AUGGCCCAGCCUAGCUUCCUCCUCCUCGCCGCAGCGGUGGUCCUCUCGCUGUCACUCUGCGACGCACACAACAAGCUCGCCAAGAAGAGCGAUGAUGUUGUCAACGGCCCCCUCCUCACCUCUAAGCUCAACGCCAAGCGCACGCUGAUCGUCGGCCCCAACGACGAGUUCAAGACCAUCCAGUCUGCCAUCGAUGCGGUGCCGGACGGCAACUCCGAGUGGGUUGUCGUCCACCUCCGCGCCGGCGUCUACGCGGAGAAAGUCGUGAUUCCGGAGACGAAGCCGUUCAUCUUCGUGAGGGGAAACGGCAAGGGCCGGACGUCCAUCUCCUACGAGUCAGCCUCCCCGCACAACACCGAGUCGGCCACGUUCGCCGUGCACGCAGACAAUGUCAUCGUCUUUGGCAUUAGCUUCAGGAACGCGGCGCGCGCGGGCCUGCCGAACAACCCGGAGAUCCGCACUGUGGCCACCAUGGUCAAUGGCGACAAGGUGGCCUUCUACCAUUGCGCCUUCUACAGUCCCCACCACACCCUCUUCGAUAGUACUGGUCGCCACUACUACGAGAGCUGCUACAUCCAGGGCAACAUCGACUUCAUCUUUGGCGGUGGCCAGUCCAUAUUCCAGUGCGCGGAGAUCUUCGUGAAGCCCGACCGGCGGACGCCGAUCCUGGGGUCCAUCACCGCGCAAGACCGCAAGGAGGAGAGCGGCAGCAGCGGCUUCGUCUUCCUCAAGGGGAAGGUGUACGGUGUUGGGGAGGUGUACCUAGGCCGCGCCAACGAGGCCUACUCGCGCGUCGUCUUCGCCGACACCUACCUCUCCAAGACUGUCAACCCUGCCGGGUGGACCAACUACAACUUCUCUGGCAGCACCGAACAUGUGAUGCUCGGGGAGUUCAACUGCACGGGGCCAGGGGCCGACGCGUCGCAGCGUGUGCCAUGGUCGCGACGGUUAGACGAGGCGCAGGCAGCCAAGUUCCUCACCGUCGACUUCAUCAACGGCAAGGACUGGCUCCCAGCAUUCUACUACUGA
Molecule: messenger RNA, 1029 nt
Organism: Aegilops tauschii subsp. strangulata
Lineage: Eukaryota; Viridiplantae; Streptophyta; Magnoliopsida; Poales; Poaceae
Product: probable pectinesterase 67
Biological process (GO): cell wall modification; pectin catabolic process
Molecular function (GO): pectinesterase activity
Source: RefSeq, a predicted model, not a curated record